Actinia tenebrosa (Australian red waratah sea anemone) is the source of this 2244-nucleotide messenger RNA. RefSeq lists its product as uncharacterized. The record is from RefSeq and is a predicted model, not a curated record. Gene Ontology annotation, molecular function: protein binding. Lineage: Eukaryota; Metazoa; Cnidaria; Anthozoa; Actiniaria; Actiniidae.
CCUUACACUCAUCAUACAUGAUAGCUGCAUGCAUGGCUCUUAUAGACAAAUCAGAAACUACAUUAGCCAUGCACUUCGUCCUACGGUUGAGGAUUAACCUUAGGUUUGAUGGCAUAAAUAGUACUAAGGAACAAAAGGGACCAUGAUCUUAAAUGUGAGAUAACUCUAAUGUGAGCCAAUCACGAAGAGCUGUAAGUUGUGACGUAAGAUUGACAUCCCAUUUAAGUGCUACCGUGUCUUGUUCCUUGCUCCUGUACAUGUAUUUUCCACGAUAUUUACUAGUUUUCAAAAUUUGUCCGCCCUCUUCUAUGCGUGCCAUUUUCUCGUUUUCUAGACGAUCGGGAAAUUUGAAUUUCCUGUACAUACAGAAUAUGAUUGGACGACCACACACUCUUUCUAUGACUGACAUGCGAUAAAAGUGAAGCCCUAAUGGAAAUAUUCCAACCAUUUGAUGGGUUUUAAUAAUCCAAGACUUCAGCUGCUCUUACAACGAGCACCUUUACACAAUGGUUUACAUGGUCUUCUUCGCGUUGCCAGGACAACGGUUCGUUUCCUUUUCUUAAUUUCAACUCUUUUCCCCCUUUUUCAAAACAUCACAAUUAUAUUUAGAUUUUAUGUAGUGAUGUAAUAAUGUGCAUUUAAUAUAUUAGAUAUAUUUUCCACAGUUUGUGAGAUUUGGUGUAUAGGUGUAACUAAAUAUCAGCCCACGGUCCAUUCAUAUUGAAAUUAUGAAUGUAAAUAUUGUCAAGUUUGCUUGGAUUGUUGAUGCAGCACUGGCGGAGUGUCUUCUAUACCUAAAUAACAAGUCUAUCAAACGGCAUUUCCACUCACAGGAGAACGCCGUUUUGCAGCACAAGCUUCUCCUGACCUUAAAGGUCAAAAAAACAAAAUUAAAGAGAAAGAAGAAAAGAAAUCGCUGAGGAAAUCCCUUUCAAAAUGUCGGGGAAAGCAGUGAGUCAUACCAAUAUAAUGAUUAAUCUGAAUCGUGUUCUAUCGAAGUACGAGCUUCAAAUGAAGGGUAAUGAAGACGAUGACAGUGAAAUACCGAGGGCAGAAAGCGUUCAGAAAAUCUACCGGCUUGACCGCCAAGACCGUGAAGAUGUAGUACAAGACGCAUGUGAGGUUUACGAUUUAUCAGAGAAAGAAGAAUUCCUACAAAGAUGCACAAAUCUCGGUAUUCCGCCAUUUGCAAUGACGUAUUUUCUUGAUAACCUAUCGCGUGGUGUGACAGAUUUGGUGCUAAGGAACCUCGGGAUUGGCGCGCGCGGCGCCUCUGCUGUCACGGAAGUUUUGGCGGGAAACUCGAAUAUACGAAGCUUGGACAUGUCAUUGAAUAACAUUCAAGAUAAAGGAGCGUCUACCGUUGCUAUCCUUCUAGAAACAAACCGGUCCAUAACAAAUCUGGAUUUAUCUGAAAAUUUUAUCGGCAAAGAAGGAGUAGACUCCAUAUCGAACAUGUUGACUUACAACAGCGUACUAACGCAUCUUGAUUUAUCAAGGAACAAUCUGAGCUGUAAAGAUAUACAAUUUUUGUCAAAUGUGAUACAAACGGUCGACUCAAUCCGCGUCCUCGACUUACGGCACAACGCAUUCAGAUCAAAAGGAGGGAAAUAUCUCGGCGAUAUGUUGGGGAAAAAUACCUCGUUAAGUGAGCUUUAUGUUGGAUGGAAUUAUUUUGGUGACGAAGGAUUGAAAUUUUUAUGUUCGGGUCUCGAAAUGAACCGUUCGUUAGAGGUUUUGGACGUGUGUUGGAACAACAUUGGACACGAAGGAGCCGAGCAUAUUUCUGAAUUUCUUGAAAAUAAUGGUCGUCUUCUUGAGCUGAAUUUAGACAACAACCAUAUCACUGACAAAGGAUUGACAAGCAUCGCUAAAGGUCUGCAAGUGAAUGAGACACUCAGGGUUCUUCGUGUAGGAUUCAAUGUUAUUACUUCAAAGGGCGCGAAUGAAGUUCUAGAGAGCUUGGUAUCAAAUCCUGGGACGGUGGUUGAAAAAUUACACAUUGCCGAGGUAGAAGUGACAACGAAGUUUGAAAAACUCUUUUGGGAAUUGAAAAAAAGAAAUCCUAAAUUUAUUGUGCUUGAGAUGAACACCCCUGGUGGUGAGAUGUAUCAUUUCGAAGCACCUCCUAAUGCCAUGAAAGUGCUUGAUAGAUAUUUAGAGCAAAAUGGGUUGAAUAUUGAUGUAUCGGAAUUACAGUUGGACAAACCUUAAUACAUAUAGACCCCUUAUGUGACAGCAAAG